AGGGCGCUGGGCGCGGGCGCCCCGUUCGCCCAUCCGUUCGCCCUUUCUGUCGCAGAUCAGCCGCGCAAAGAUGUCGCGGCGGCUGCUCGGAGGAGCUCCGCGCUCGCAGGGGAGGCUCCUCUGGACGAUAUGACGUCGGCGCGCCAGUCUCUCGACCGCCGCUCAUUUCACCAGUCGUCCACGCGGCUCCUGUCCCGUCCAGCGUCGCAGCAGUCCGUCAAGACGCCGCUUGGAAACCGCGGGCGGCGGAUCUCCUCGGAAAGCAGCCGUCGACCGCCGUCAGUUCGAUCGUCCAGGCGGCGCGGCGUGCUGGGCCCCUGAAUCCCGCGGCGUGAUCCGAUCCCUCACCGCGAGAGUCGGCGUGUCCAUCCGUCCCUCCGGUGGAACGGCGGGACCAAAGAGUGCGUGCUGCGGGUGACUCGCAAUGGAGGGACCACAGCGCGGGGGCCCCACGUUGUCCGCGGCGAGUGUGCUUUCCGUGGACGCCCGGCGAGCGAUCAAUACGGCCCGAAGAAAGAGCAGCGGCAGCAGCUAAGUCACACUGCCGCGCGCGAAAGCUGCAGAGAGGCAAGGAGGAGCCAUGCACCUGCACUUCGAGAGGACGUGCUCCUCGCGGACCGACUGUGCCGUGCUGUCGCUCACCUGGAUGGGCAAGGUGCCCGACGAGUUGCCCGAGGAGGACGGCUGGAGGCUGAACCGCGUCAACUACUACCAGGACGGUUGGCUGGCGUCGGGCAACGCGCGGGGCAUCGUCGGGGUUACCUUCACCACGUGCCACUGCCGCAAGACCGCCGAGCACCCCGUCCGGACCAACUACAACCUCAGAGGACACCGGUCCGAGGUGACCCUGGUCAAGUGGAACGAGCCGUACCAGAAGCUGGCGUCGUGCGACAGCAGCGGCAUCAUCUUCGUGUGGAUCAAGUACGAGGGCCGCUGGUCCAUCGAGCUCAUCAACGACCGCAACACCCAGGUGACCGACUUCGCCUGGAGCCACGAUGGCCGUAUGGCGCUCAUCUGCUACCAGGACGGCUUCGUGCUCGUCGGCUCGGUGGCCGGACAGCGGUACUGGUCGUCCACGCUCAACCUGGACCGGGCCGCCAUCCUGUGCGGCAUCUGGGCCCCGGACGACCACCAGGUGCUGUUCGGCACGUCGAACGGCCAGAUCCUGGUGAGCGACAUGCACGGCGAAGUGGUGGCCCAGGUGACGCUGGUCGAGGACGCGGCCAUCGUGGCCAUGGCCUGGUCUUGCGAGAAGUUCAAGAUGGAGGAGGCAGACGAGGAACAGCGAAGCGAAGCCGUCCCGCCAACGCAAGCUCCCGAAUCCAAGCUAUCCGUCCUGGCCGUUUGCUUCAGCAACGGAGUCAUCCACGUCAUGAAGAAUUACGACGACAUCUCGCCAACCAUCAUCAACACCGGUCUCAAAGAUAUCAAAGUGGAGUGGUCCAACAGCGGGGAGAUGCUUGCCGUGGCCGGAGUCACCUCAGAGUCCAGCGAGGGAGACUGUCGCAACAAGAUCCACUUCUACACGGAUGCCGGGCUCCUGCGCUUCGUGGCCGCCAUCCCUUACACCCAAAGCCCCGUGACGGCCAUGACGUGGGGCCACAACGACAAGCGGCUCUUCGUGGCCACGGGCAGCGUGAUCCACAUCGGCUGGGUGACGCGCCGCAUCGCGUCGCUCCAGCUCCUGUCCAGGCUCACGCUGCACCGCGCCUUGAGGCACGAGGACGCCGUGCACAAGCUCCCACUGCCCAGGAGGCUGCGGGCGCUGGUGGCCAACCUCUUCGGGCAGACGGUCAAGUGCUACCUGCCGGAGGCGAACCAGCUGCGCGAGUUCGUCUCCCGGCCUCACACGGUGCGCCUGCACUGCACCAUGGUGCGGCACGACACCGAAGACCUGGUGACCGGCAGCGCCACCUACACGCUCUUCCUGGAGUACCUGGGCGGCCUGGUGCCGCUGCUCAAGGGCAAGCGGGCCAGCAAGCUUCGCCCGGAGUUCGUCAUCUACGACCCGCAACAGCCGCAGCCCAAGAGGCUCCAGCCGCCCGGCGGCAGCAGCGACGCCACGCCGUCCGACAGCGACGUGGACGAAGGCUGCGCUUCGUCCCCAGGCUAG
Molecule: messenger RNA, 2113 nt
Organism: Ixodes scapularis (black-legged tick)
Lineage: Eukaryota; Metazoa; Arthropoda; Arachnida; Ixodida; Ixodidae
Product: tubby-related protein 4
Exons: 7
Coding region: 581-2113 (510 amino acids)
Molecular function (GO): protein binding
Source: RefSeq, a predicted model, not a curated record